Messenger RNA from Camellia sinensis, 1400 nucleotides. It is a transcript of the gene PYM, whose product is annotated as partner of Y14-MAGO. Gene Ontology annotation, biological process: exon-exon junction complex disassembly. Gene Ontology annotation, cellular component: cytoplasm; exon-exon junction complex. The record is from RefSeq and is a predicted model, not a curated record. NCBI's taxonomy places the organism in Eukaryota, Viridiplantae, Streptophyta, Magnoliopsida, Ericales, Theaceae. Gene Ontology annotation, molecular function: RNA binding.
GUUUCUUUCGAAAUUACAGCCUUCGCCACAAAACAAUCACUCCCACACUCUCUCUAUCGUUUCUCUCCGUCUCAAACCAAUCAAUUCCAAUAAUUCCAUAAAAGAUUUUCACACAAAACCCUUUCUUUCUCAGCUGAUUCCGCAUUAUUCAACCAAGUUCCUUAAUCAAUUGCUCUAUUUUCUCUCUCUACAAUCGUCGUCGUCGUCAUCAUCAUCAUCAUCAUCUUCUUCUUCGUCUUCGUCUUCGUCUUCGUCUACACAUGGCAAUGGCUAGCAGUGGUAAUGGUGGAGGUGGAGAAGACGAAGUGAAGCAGUUGGAAGCUGAGCUGAGCAAAACCCUAAAACAAGGAGAGAGAAUUCUCGCCCCCACUCGAAGGCCAGACGGAACCCUCAGAAAACCCAUUCGAAUUAGGGCUGGUUAUGUUCCUCAGGACGAAGUCGCCAUUUACCAAUCCAAGGGAGCUCUGUGGAAGAAGGAGAUGCAAUCGUUGCAGGACGUGCCGCCGGGUUACGAUCAGGUUUUGGAUUCAAAACCUAAGACCAAAUCUGCUAAGAGGAACGAAAGGAAGAAGGAGAAGCGGCUACAGGUUACUCUUUCUCUUGAUUUUGCUGCUCUUGAUAAGGGUAAGAACUCGGAUAGGAAUGAAACGUCGGAUGAAGAUGCAAGUCAGGGAUUGGAAUCUGUUGAGCCAAUGGUAUCACAGUUGAAUGACCUUGCUAUAUCUGCAAAUUCUGCUGUGGUUGCACCUCCCUCAAACUCAACACAAUGUUCAACUCCUUCAGAUCCUGUUCCAGAUGUUGAUAAAAAGAUUAGAGCACUAAAAAAGAAGUUUGUCUGGGACAGUUGUUAUUUGUUAAUGUCACACCUUGGCCCCAAAACAAGCCCUAGGCUCAUCAAAGGCUUAGGGAAAGCGCAAGACACCUUCAGUCAAGCCCACUUAAAGCUCUUAGGGACACACCUUUUAACAAGUUUCAGGCUUGGAAAGAUAAGGUUGGCAGAAGCUCAACAGCAGAAAACCGUGGAGCAAGAUAUGAAGCCAGAACAAUUGGAGAAGAUGGCUAAAUUGGAAGGUUGGCGGAAGGAGCUGAAGCUCUUGGAAGAUACGAAAGCCGAGCUAUCAUAAAAUUGAAGUUUGUUUUUAGGGUGAAGGAGCUUUGUAGUCUUUAAUUAUUGUGACUUCAUGAAGAUGUAGACACCUCAUUUUGGUAAAAGAGAGCCUCCUAAACCCUAAGAUUUUGAUUUGUCAAACCUGUCAUAUUAGAUGUAGUUUGGAAGACCAGAAAAAGAUCCAAAAGUUUGGCUUACUCAGCAGCAACUCUUUAGUGUAACACAGAACCUAUUCAAGUCCUCAUCCCAGGUGAUUGUUGCUUCAGAAUUCAAGUUUCUUUGUAGUAUAACU